AAUGAGGGAAAUCAUUUGGUACUUGUCUUUCUCCGCCUGGCUUAUUUCACUGAGCAUAAUAUCCUCUAGCUCCAUCCAUGUUGUUGCAAAUGGUAGGAUUUGUUUCUUUCUUAUGGCUGAAUAGUAUUCCAUUGUGUAUAUGUACCACAUCUUCUUUAUCCAUUCAUCUACUGAUGGACACUUAGGUUGCUUCCAUUUCUUGGCUAUCGUAAAUAGUGCUGCAAUAAACAUAAGGGUGCAUAUAUCUUUUUGAAUCUGAGAAAUUAUAUUCUUUGGGUAAAUUCCAAGGAGUAGAAUUCUCAGGUCAAAUAGUAUUUCUAUUUUUAGUUUUUGAGGAACCUCCAUAUUGCUUUCCACAAUGGUUGAACCAAUUUACAUUCCCACCAGCAGUGUAGGAGGGUUCCCCUUUCUCUGCAUCCUCACCAGCAUUUGUUGUUACUAGUCUUUUUGAUGUUGGCCAUCCUAACUGGUGUGAGGUGAUAUCUUAUUGUGGUUUUAAUUUGCAUUUCCCUGAUAAAUAGCGAUAUGGAGCAUCUUUUCAUGUGCCUGUUGGCCAUCUGAAUUUCUUCUUUGGAGAAUUGUCUGUUCAUAUCCUCUGCCCAUUUUUUAAUCGGGUUAUUUGCUUUUUGGGUGUUGAAGCAUGUGAGUUCUUUAUAUAUUUUGGAUGUUAACCCCUUGUCAGAUAUGUCAUUUACAAAUAUAUUCUGACAUACCUUUGGAUUCCUUUUUGUUCUGUUGAUGGUGUCUUUUGCUGUACAGAAGCUUUUUAGUUUGAUGUACUCCCUCCCAUGUUCAUUUUUGCUUUUGUUUCCCUUGCUCGAGAUGCAUUCAGGAAAAACUUGCUCAUGUUUAUAUUCAGGAGAUUUUUGCCUAUGUUGUCUACGAAGAGUUUUAUGGUUUCAUGACUUACAUUCAGGCCUCUUCAAGGUCGGGGGGGGUGAGGAUCUGCCUCACCUCUGUUGGCCCCCAGUUUCUCUCCUGAUGGCCCCUCUGUGACUGCCUAUCUUAGGUUCUUUCCUUGAGGAAUCUUACCCAUCUCUGGCUAACCAGUCAUCUUCCAUGGCCAAGCAGGGUGAUGUGAGGCAAGUGAGUGAAAGAGAAGCAGCGUCCUUUGAGAGGGUCAGUUUUCUGUCUCCUUGGUUGUUUAUGCCUCCAUGGCCUCCAUGCCCAGCACCUACUUUGUGGUUCCCUCACCAGCCAGUGGAGCCCUAGCUUAGACAAUAUAUUUUGGGGAACUCAGGCUAUUUAUUCCCUUUAGAACAGCAGAGUUUGGUUUGUGAAGGAAGGAAAAAGUUACAGUAUCAGUAAUAGAAAAAAGGUGAAAAGAUUAGAAGUUUUCAGAGAACUGAAAGCUUUCCCCUCUCAUUUUGAAAUUGAAGCCAUAGUUGUUGUAGGUUAGUUGGUCUGUGUAGCUUCUUCUCUUGAAGGUUUGCCAGCCAACUAAUAUCAAAACAAAACAAUUAUCGCAAAUACCAAAGCAAGCAAAUACCAGAAGGUAUGUUUUAACAUAUUAAAAGGAUUGAAGCCUUUAAGAUGUUCCAGAACUUGUUUUGCUAGAUCUCAGGAAUCUAUCAUAUCCAAUUGAGCAUUUUGAAUGUCUAAUAUUUUGUGAUGCAAAUUAUGUAAAUCAAGGCUAAGGUUCAUAUAGUGCUGUACUCGUAGGAGAUGGCUAUGAGUUUUGUGCCGUUUCCACUGAGAACUGUUAUAAGGUGCAUUGGUAACACGGAUGCUUUUAAAUGCAGCAUGGCAUCGAAGCCAUAACUGCCAUUGGAAGGAUUCCACCUCAUUGCCUAUAGCCAACAUUGUACUUUCUAAGGUAGCAAGUUGGCUCUGUAUCUUUAAAUCAAUGUCUUCCUGAGUUUUUAGAGCUUGAGAGAUGUUAUGAGCCAAUUGAUUAACAAAUUGGGCAGUAUGUGUAGAUUGUGAGAGAUCCACAGCUGAAGUAACAGCAUGAUGAGGAUGGAAAUAGCAGUCACUAAUCCAGCAAUUGUAAGUCCAAUAGAUCUCUGGCUUCUGGAGAGUUCAUUUUUCAUUUCUAUAAGGGCUUGUGUUCCUGGGUCAUCAUACUAUGGUUCAGGUAGAUUAGAUGGUAACAUAAUAUAUGGUGGUUGGGAAAGAACUAAGACGUUUUCCCCUUUGUUCUAGGUAGACACACAUGUGGUUAGAUUACAAUUUGUACAGCUAAUAUGAUAUAGAUUUCCUUGAAAAGAGACACUAAAAGGUCCUACAAGCAGCACAUGUGGGGGUUGUAUGCAGGUUCACACUCCAUAAGGAUGCAUAAGAUGUGAGGCACUUGAAGAGGGUGAAGAAAAGUUAACAUCGUCUGCGGUGGCCCAAAUACACCACAGUUCACGUUGCAUCUUGUGCUGUGAGGUGGUAAAAAUGGGUGAUAUAUAUUCUCCAGGUGUCAUUCAUCUUGAACAGGUCCAGUUAAGUGAUGGGACCAGUUGUAUACUAAUUCUGAGGUUGUAUAGUAAUUCUAAGUUUGCGUUGGGCAGCCAGAGGGUGAGCACAGUCUACCCAACAGACGAAUUUUUCCAAUUCUACAUUGGUAGUAUUUGCACAGUAAGGUAAAGGAGGACGAGUUGGGUCUACAACAAUGGUGGUGGCUGGUAGCCCUACAAAAGAAACAGCGGAUAUGUAUUUGUCAAGGGCCCAGGGCCCAGUAAUGGUGGCUACUUGGCCACGUCCUGCAGCAGUUUUCGUUACAUGUCCUAGCAACAAGCAUCCAUCCAUGGGUUGGUGGGCUCCACAUAAAGGAGGAUCCACCAUCUGUCCAGAAUAAUUAAAUAAUGCUAAUUGCUGCCAACACAGUCCAUCUAGUCCUGGGUGUCCUUCCAGAAUCCAGGAGUCAUUUACAGAUUGGGACCGACUCAUCACCGCAGGAUGAAUAGUCAGAAGAAAAGAAAAGAUAUGGAGCCUGCUUGUACCUGGAGUUUAUUGUCUCAACAGAAAGCUGCUUCAAAUUCUCAGGCUUCAAUGUCAUGGAAGGAGCUUAAAGGUAGAUAUCUUUUGUUUCACUCUUUUUCUGUUUUAGGAGUAGUGCCUCCCACAAACCUGGCCUCCCAUGUUCCCAACCUGGAUUACCGGGAAGUAUUUAGAAACCAUCUAAAAGAAAAAUACCUAAAAAUAGGAGUUGAUAAAUGUUAUCACCAUGGCAAGCAUAUAGAGUCACGACUACUUAUUGUAAAAGAACAUGGUAUAUCAGAAAAGACUCCUUGUGGAAUUCCUCAAGAAGAUAAUUUUAUUAAGAUAGAAGAUGUAUUUGAUCCUGAUGAAGAGGGCUCCAAUUCAUCCCAAACUGUGGUGCUUCAGGGAUGUGCUGGGAUUGGAAAAACAGCUGUGGUACACAAGUUCAUGUUUGAUUGGGCAGCAGGAAUGGUUACUCCAGGGAGGUUUGACUAUCUCAUCUACAUAAACUGCAGAGAAAUAAGCCAUACUGCUAACCUUAGUGCUGCUGACCUGAUCACUAACACUUUUGAAGAUAUAGAUGGACCAAUCCUGGAUGUUAUUCUUGUAUAUCCAGAGAAGCUUCUGUUCAUUCUUGAUGGAUUUCCUGAGCUUCAAUAUCCUGUAGGUGACCAGGAAGAGGAUCUUAGUGCUAACCCUCAAGAGAAGAAGCCAGUAGAGACCCUCUUAUGUAGUUUUGUGAGGAAAAAACUAUUCCCUGAAUCCUCCCUGCUGAUAACUGCCCGCCCGACGACCAUGAAGAAACUCCACUCUAUGUUAAACCAAUGUAUCCAGGCAGAGAUCCUCUGGUUUACAGAUGCUGAAAAGAGAGCAUAUUUCUUGAGUCAAUUUUCAGGUGCUAAUGCAGCAAUGAGACUCUUUUAUGGUCUGCGAGAAAAUGAAAGCCUUGACAUUAUGUCUUCUCUUCCCAUCAUCUCCUGGAUGAUCUGCAGUGUCCUGCAGUCACAGAGAGAUGGUGACAGGACUCUUAUAAGGUCACUUCAGACCAUGACUGAUGUGUAUCUGUUCUACUUUUCCAAGUGCCUCACAACCCUUACAGGCAUCUCGAUGUGGAAGGCACAAAGUUGCCUGUGGGGCCUUUGCUCUUUAGCUGCAGAGGGACUACAGAACCAGCAGGUCCUAUUUGAAGUCAGAGACCUCAGAAGACAUGGAAUAGGAGUGUGUGAUACCAACUGCACUUUUCUCAGUCACUUUUUGAAAAAAGCUAAAGGAAGUGUCAAUGUCUACACUUUCCUUCACUUCAGUUUCCAAGAGUUCUUGACUGCUGUAUUCUAUGCCUUGAAGAAUAAUAGCAGCUGGAUGUUUUUUGAUCAAGUGGGAAAAACAUGGCAAGAAAUAUUCCAACAGUAUGGAAAAGGGUUUUCAUCAUUAACGAUACAGUUCUUAUUUGGCCUCUUACGUAAAGAAAAGGGAAAGGCCGUGGAAACUACUUUCGGAAAAAGAGUCUCUUCAGGACUUCGAGAGGAGUUAUUGAAGUGGACUGAGAAAGAAAUAAAGGAUAAAUCUUCUAGGUUACAGAUUGAGCCAAUGGACUUGUUUCACUGUUUGUAUGAGAUUCAGGAAGAAGAAUAUGCAAAAAGGAUAAUUGAUGAUUUACAGUCAAUUAUACUGCUUCAACCUACCUAUACAAAAAUGGACAUUCUGGCUAUGUCAUUCUGUGUAAAAAGCAGUCACAGUCACCUGUCAGUGUCUCUGAAGUGUCAGCACCUGCUUGGAUUUGAGGAAGAAGAGCGAGCCUCAGUAUUCAUGACACCAGCCUUGACACUUAAUCGGUCCUUCCAGCUUUGCAAUUUGCCAGUGUCUCGGAUACACUUGCUCUGCCAAGCACUGCGUAAUCCAUACUGUAAAAUCAAAGACCUGAAACUGAUUUUCUGCCGCCUUACAGCUUCUUGUGGCAGGGACCUCUCCUUAAUAUUUGAAACCAACCAGUAUCUGACACAUUUGGAAUUUGUAAAAAAUACCCUGGAAGAUUCAGGAAUGAAAUUUCUGUGUGAAGGAUUAAAACAGCCAAACUGUAUUUUACAGACAUUGAGGCUGUACCGAUGCCUUAUCUCUCCUGCUUCUUGUGAAGCACUAGCUGCUGUUCUCAGCACCAGUCAGUGGCUCACCAAUCUGGAAUUUCGUGAAACAAAACUGGAAGAUUCAGCUUUUAAACUGCUCUGUGAAGGCUUGAAACAUCCAAAUUGCAAGUUACAGAAGCUCAAGUUGUGUGCCAGCUUUCUCCCUGAAAGCUCAGAGACUGUUUGCAAGUACCUUGCCUCUGUUCUCAUUUGCAAUCCAAACCUCACUGAGUUGGACCUGAGUGAAAAUCCCCUGGGGGACAUAGGAGUGAAAUAUCUUUGUGAGGGUCUCAGACAUUCCAACUGUAAAGUGGAGAAAUUAGACUUGAGCACAUGUUACCUCACAGAUGCUAGCUGUGUGGAACUGUCUUCUUUCUUGCAAGUGAGUCAGACUUUAAAAGAGCUGUUUGUGUUUGCCAAUGCCCUGGGGGACACAGGAGUACAGCAUCUCUGUGCAGGUCUGCGGCAUGCAAAGGGUAUAAUCGAGAAUCUUGUGCUUUCCGAAUGUUCCCUUUCUGCAGCUUGUUGUGAGUCCCUCACCCAAGUCCUAAGCUCCACCUGGAGCCUGACAAGGCUGCUUCUAAUUAAUAACAAAAUUGAAGAUUUGGGACUGAAAUUGCUGUGUGAAGGAUUAAAACAGCCUGGCUGUCAGUUAAAGGAUCUGGCAUUGUGGUCCUGUCACUUGACUGGAGAGUGUUGUCAGGAUUUGUGUAAUGCACUCUACACCAAUGAACACCUGAGAGACCUCGACCUCAGUGAUAAUGCCCUGGGGGAUGAAGGCAUGCAGGUGCUGUGUGAAGGGCUGAAAUACCCAUCCUGCAAACUACAGACCUUGUGGUUAGCAGAGUGUCAUCUCACAGAUGCAUGCUGUGGAGCCCUUGCCUCUGUCCUAAACAGAAAUGAGAACCUAACAUUGCUAGACUUAAGUGGAAAUGACCUCAAGGAUUUUGGAGUGCAGAUGCUGUGUGAUGCACUGAUGCAUCCAAUAUGUAAACUACAGACAUUCUACAUUGACACGGAUCAUUUACACGAAGAGACAUUCAGAAAGAUGGAAGCUUUAAAAAUGAGCAAGCCUGGAAUCACCUGGUAGUUUCCAAGGAGAGCCCCCAAAUCAGCUGCAUAUAGACCUAGCACCUCUUUAACAGUUGUGCAGUAUUCUUGUUCUAACUAAACAUGUUAACCUUUGAUGAGGAUGUUAGUGUGAUAGCUGUUUCUUACACAGAACCAUCUACUAAGUAGGAUUGGUUCAAAUAUCUUCAGCAAUAGUGCUUAUAUUCUUAUGUUAUGUUAUGAUGUUUACUAUGUUUUCACAAUAACCCUUGAAGGUGGGAAGAUGAGGCUCAGAGAGGUUGUGAGUAGCUCGAGGUUAUACACAGUUCAUUAAUGGGAGAGUUGGGACUGGAAUCCAGCCAGAUUUCUCAAUACCCAGACCAGGCAGGGAAACAGUAGAAAAAAAUACAUGUGAAUAAGUCUAUUUAAAAACAAGAUACUUGAAAUGACUAAAGGACAAGAGGGUAUACAAACACAUCUUAUGGUGCUGAUUUUGAGUAAAGCUACAGUUCACGAAAGAGAGGAAUGUGUUGGAUUAAUAGGGAAAGGCUUCAUGGAGGUGAGACUUGAUGUGGACCUUUAGAGUGAGUACAGUUGAGAUGGGGAGAUACACUGGCCAGUGGCUGUAAGACUGAAGACAACAGGGCUGUGUUUGUGAGCAGCUCACCAAGAGCACCCUAGGGAGAGAGAAAUGUUUGCUUUAGUUUCUUGAGCUGGGGUAGUAUCCAUAUCCUAGUCCCCAGGCUCAAUUCCCUUUCUGAGCUUUUAAUAUCUACCCCAUGUGUGUGUUCUUGUUUGUGGAUUCCUAUGGCUGACUCACUUCUCAUCCCUGACAGCAUAUUGUAUAUAGCCUAACAUGGAUCCUGCACAACCUCAUGUUUCUAUCUCUGCCCAGCUUCCAUAAAACAACAGAUAAGACAAAUGGAGAAGGGAAUGUGAAGCAAGGAAAACAGCACAAAGUCAGUGAAAUCAGAGCGAAUGUGGUGUGGGACCAACAGAAAAGUAGGCUGACCUGAUUAAAGUGUAGAGUUGUCUCUGAAAGCCACUUGACUAGCUGUGACCCUGAAUAAGUCACUUGGAUUCCUGGAGCCUAAGUUUUCUCAUCUAUAAUAAAAUGGGGAUAAACUGACAUUAUCCUUGCAGGGCUGUUGUUCCCAAUAUGGUGCAUACCUCACAGUAGGUACUGAUUAAUGGUAGCUAUUUGUAUGAGUGUGUACCUAUAACUCAGCUGUGUAGUCUUUGAGCUCCCAAAUUUUCUUGCUGUGUGGUUAAGUGAACUGUGCAUUUGAACUAAAUGUGUGUGCUGAAGGCAGUGAGUCUAGUGGGAAAAGAGACUUACAGUGGGAAAUUAUUGCAAGCAAGAGGUUCACGUGAUUCCUGUCCUCAUCGAUCAUUGUCAGUUGUUCCCUGCUGCCUUAGGAGAUGGUAACUCUCAGGCAGGAGACCAGGUCUGGCAUGGGAAGAAUAGUCAAGAAAGCAGUUUCUUUCUAGUUUUCUCAAGUUAUUCUAUCCCCUUUUUUAUUUAACACUUAUUUAUUGAGCAUUUAUUGUCUGCUGGGUUUUGUGUUAAGUGUUGCCCUUUCAGAGAUUAAUAUGCUUUUUCCUUUGCACUUACCCUGCCAUGUUCUCUGACUGCCCUAAUCCCUCUUCAGUCUGGUAAAGAUAAAUGUUAAAUGAAAAAUUGCAGAACUGUGUGUGUGUGUGUGUGUACCUGUGUAUCCUAUUUGUGUACAAAAGGAUAAAUAUGCAUGUGUAUGUAUAUAUGUCCAAUAUAUACAAGAAAUUGCCAACAUAAUUUGUCUCCAGCAAGAGGAAUUUGACAAGAAUGGGCAAUGGGAGAAGAGGAAAAGAUCAUUUUCAUCUAUAGCCCUCUAUUCUACUUGAUGUUUUUUACUAUGUGCAUGUAUUACUUUUAUAAAUUAGUGAACUUGAUGUUAAAAAUAAAAUUCAUUCACACCAAGGAGUUAUUUUUCUUCUUUUAA
This is a messenger RNA of Manis pentadactyla (Chinese pangolin), 8062 nucleotides long. Its product is annotated as NACHT, LRR and PYD domains-containing protein 12. The transcript has 13 exons. Gene Ontology annotation, biological process: positive regulation of MHC class I biosynthetic process; cellular response to cytokine stimulus; negative regulation of inflammatory response. Gene Ontology annotation, cellular component: cytoplasm. Lineage: Eukaryota; Metazoa; Chordata; Mammalia; Pholidota; Manidae. Gene Ontology annotation, molecular function: protein binding. Bases 2887 to 6120 code for a protein of 1077 amino acids. The record is from RefSeq and is a predicted model, not a curated record.